Bolinopsis microptera is the source of this 3918-nucleotide messenger RNA. RefSeq names its product sec1 family domain-containing protein 2-like. The record is from RefSeq and is a predicted model, not a curated record. The coding region runs from base 559 to 2514 and encodes 651 amino acids. Gene Ontology annotation, biological process: vesicle-mediated transport; intracellular protein transport. The transcript is spliced from 3 exons. Lineage: Eukaryota; Metazoa; Ctenophora; Tentaculata; Lobata; Bolinopsidae.
GCUUUAUAUACCCCCACUUUUUCAUCUAUCAAACUAAGACCAUACUCGUUAGGAUCAUUUCUACAGUAUGUGUCCCACCUUAGUCUUCUAAACAAGACAACCGAUUCAGGCACGAUGAUGAGGAUGUCCUUUGUUCCUGAGCAUGAAACUCGCUUCUCACGAAGCUUUGAUGACUGUUCACCCUUUGGCUUGUCCAUCGGGGAGGGAGCAAAGGCAGCCUGAGUGGCCCAUUACCAAAAAAUAGUUUUAACAAAAUCAAUCCACUACAUAUCCCAUAUUGAUUCCGUUUUGGCUUUGACGCAUGCUCGAGGAUUACAUAGUAAUAUUAUGUCCACAAUGUGUUAGUAUUAUUAUUCCAUAUACGGAAAUGGUGUAGACAGCUGCUGAUGUAGUAAGCUUUUACAUUAUUUAUCCUUUAGCUUUGUACUGUUCACUUCAACCUUACAUAGUGCUAAUAGUAAUGUAUUUAAGAUGUGAACGUUAAAUAUUUAUCCGCACAUGACAUCAUCUUUAAAAAUAUGCUGCCAAAAGUGAAUGAAACAAUUAGAUAAUUAGAUAAUGACCCAAUUAAACAAACUUCCACCCUGUAGCACAAUGUUAGGAGUAUCGGAUUACAGCCAAACAGCCUGGCUAGAAUUCCUGACCGACUUGGAGGACAGCGUGUUAGUUUGCGACACCUCAGCGCUGGAGUUGGCGCACUGGAGUGUAACUGUUCCACUUCUGUUGGAGAGGUACAAGGUGGUUAAUGUGCACCACAUAUCUGAUAAGGUGGUGGGUUAUGAGUCUACCAGUAUAUUCUUUCUUCUCGGUGAUCCUGGCUCGCUACCGACCCUCACUAAAAUGUUAGAAAGAUGGGUCGACUCCAAAACACAACUAGUAACAGCAAUCUCUCUCCUCAGUCUUAACUCACUCCGAGUUAUCUCCGGUAAAGACAGCCCAGACUGCUACUACCUAGACCAGCUCUCAAAUCUGGGCAACCUCUACCCUAACACCAUCUUUAACUUCACCGUGUCCCCUUUAUCUUGUUUCUCUUUCACUGACCACACCUUCAUUACUCCUUCAUCUCGGGACUUGUUCCCGCUCACUCAGCCCGACCUAGCUGCUCUUACUUCCUGGUUAAAAUCACGUGGUGACAACAGAUCACCCGAGUCUGGGCAGGUGAUCACCAUGGCGAUGUUACCGAGACCGCUCCAGCAGCAGAUCAAAGUGCUUGCAGAGGAGUUGGGGUGCUUGUUUGAUGAACUGGGUGUAGCAGAGGACUGUUACUCGGUGGGGAGUAUGUCCAGGGUACUGGCUGACCAUUUGGUUGCUACUGCGGGGAGUAGACCUUCAAGGAAACUUGCUCCGGGUAAAGUGAAUGUUGUGUUUGUGGACAGAACUCUGGAUUUGUUUAGUGCUACUAGUUUCGAAUCAAACAACGCUGCAAACCUCUUGUUUAACAACUCUGACGAACUGUUUUCUGGUUCAAAUGAUGUUAAAGUAGAUCUAAGACGCUUGUUCAACAAGCAAGAAACAGAUGUUGUAAUUAACGGUUGUAUAGCUGACUCCAAAUCAGCAGUACCCAUCUCCACCCUUCUUACAACAGAUCACACUACCCUAACUGACGAGAUACUGAGCUCUCUAGAGGGCCAGAUCCAGCUGGAUCCCGACACUCUGGAGAGUAGGGACUUGUCUGCAAUCCUGCCUGAAACUGACACAUUCUCCAAAUACCAGAACUUCAUUCACUUCCAGGUGCUAGCUGCUAUACUGGGCUGCCAAGAAAAAGGGUGCAAUGAUAUUACCAGAUACCUGACUUCAGCAGACUUAUCCCUUCUCUGGACUACUCUGGAGGAUUCUGUCUUGGUUGGGCAACUUGCCAACUCAAUCCUUGCAUCAUUUCAAGAUAACCCCACACUAACACCAGAGCACAUAAUCACACUACUCACACACCUAUACACUCUGUUCGGGGGGCUCAUCGACCAGUUCUCUGACACUGACGCUAUUGAGCUAGCUAAACUGAAGAACCUGUUCUUCAAACGUCUCCAGUCCUCCAACUCUCCUCUCAGCACCUCUCUAACCUCCUCUUGUAAAACUGAGGAGGAGACCCACAGUAAAAUAGACACGAUAUUCAGCAGAUUGGAGAGCUUGUCUCAGGACAGGAGGAAUCUGUCCCAGCUCGCUGAUCUGACCAACAAGGAAUCCGGGACCCCUCAGUACACCUCCCUACUCCAACAGAUCAUAGAACUGAGUCUGGAGAGUGAGGAGGACCUGGUGGAUGUAGAGUACAGAUCAGGAGGGUUGAGAGACCUGCUGAAGACAGGGUUAGGACUCUUCACCAGGGCGGUGAGUAAACCGCGGCCGGCAGGGUGUGUGUUGGUGUACGUGGUGGGCGGGGUUAGUGUGGAGGAGGUGGGCUGGGUGGAGGAGUACAGGAGGAGGACGGGGAGGGAUGUUUAUCUGGCUGGAAACUGUGUGCUCAGUCAUGACAAGCUGGUCAGGAGACUUUUAGUUAAUGAUAACUUGUUUGGGGUGUAGUGUGCUGUGCAAAUAGUGGGUUUUUAUAUGGUUAUCAUUUCGGGAUCUGAUGAUUUUUGGCAUUUUGAUGAUUUUUUCUUAGAACGUAUAUGUUAAAUUGUGAUGACUCCGAUUGUACAUUUUGCUUUAGCUGUUAAAAAUUCUUGUGCUUUUACAUUUGAAGUUAUGUUGAUUAUUCCAAUUGUUGAACAUUCCCUUUGUGUCGAUAUGUUUGAAAUUGUACUGUGGCAAUAAUACUAGCAUUCUUUGUUUUGUUUUGUUUCACACUGAAGAUCAAGUUAAAUAAUCUUCAAGGUUAUAAGAAAAUAACUUACAGGGAGCUGUGAAGUGUGGUGACAUAUGCUGAUCAAGUCAUUAAAUUAUGAUAAAUAUUUGAAAUUUAAUCUCUUGUAAAUUUCUGCGGACAUAAAAAUAACUCCUAGGAACCAAGAUGUAGAGCAUACAAAUGUAGAAAAAGAAUGGAGAUCCGACUUUUUACGAGGGAAGAACUUUGGAGCCUGUUGGAGACCCAAAAAAAUAUUUACUCGAGAUAUGCGAUAGUAUCUGACUCGGAGAUACAGAGUAAAAUGCCCGGGGUUAUCAGGAGGGAGCUCCCCAUGAUGUGGCUACUUGAUUCUACCAAGGUCGACAUGUUAAACCUCCUCUCCCACACAUCUGACACCGGCUGGUUCUGCUCCGUCAGAAACUCCACUCUGUCACUGACUCUGACCAAAUCCUUGUACACCGAAUGUGGUCUCCAGUGCAAGAAAACACGUGACGUCACAAAAACGCGUGAUCUUUUCGUGUUCUCGUGUGAUCUGAGCGAACUGUCUGCACACAAUCGAACCAAGCUGACGUACUGUUUCACAAAUGUUCUGAAACACGAUUACUCGUGGUACUUCAGUGACUUCACACCAGCCAGCCAGGUAUCCAAAUCAACUGUUCAAGUGCCCAGUUUCGAUAGACACAACAGAAGAUCUCCAAGAAGUGGUAGACAGUGUUGGAGCUCAGCUCCUCCGCAUAACCCCUGGAUCUCACGACAGUGCUGUAAACACUCUGACCUGGGAGCAGCACCAGAGCUCGGUCCCCUGCUGGUCCUAUCACAGUGACUGUUGUGCUACUGGGUCAGAUAUUGUGCACAUGAUACGGGAUUACAAGGACAAUGUUAGGUUUCUUAAUUUAGUGUUGCUAUGGACUACAUCUGAGAGUUCUAAACAUGUUACGUGUUAUUUUAGCGGCUCUGAUGAUGUUUAUCUGUUACAGUAUGAUGUUAGGUAGCACCUUCGGAGACAAAAGAACUUCUUAGCAGGGGUUUCUAAAUCAUAGGAUAUUUUUAUUUGAUGACACCGAUAGACUUUUAACUUUUAUCGUAACUUAUUACUUAAUUUUCUGUAUUAAUUUAUUACCUGUAACCAGAAUAUGUUA